Brugia pahangi is the source of this 924-nucleotide messenger RNA. Lineage: Eukaryota; Metazoa; Nematoda; Chromadorea; Rhabditida; Onchocercidae. The record is from the annotation of a GenBank genome assembly.
AUGUUAGCGACGAGUGCUGCUGCUAAAUUUGCCAACUUACACGAUCAAAGACAGUCUAAAGAAAACAAAUCACAAAGUAGUGUUGCUGAAGCAGAUAGUAGCAGUUCAGCUCCAAAUAAUUCCAUCAAUUCGAUUGAUCAUACUGCAUAUUAUAUCGCAAAGCAUGAUUCUCCAGUUCAUCCAAGUACAUCGGGGGAAAUAUAUGAUCGCCGUAGAAUGCUAAGAAGUAUAUAUUCUUCGAAACGUCCAGCUCCAGCUACUAAUUAUCGCCUUUCUGUUAAGCCGUCAUCCUUUCCCGUCGUACCACUAAAACUGUUGGAAAAACGACCACUCUAUGUAUCAUCGCAAUUCUAUCAGGGUAGAACGUCACAACAAGAACAGAUCGAUGAUUUACAAGAGGAGCUGUAUGGAAUCAAACGAAAUUACGCUGCUGCAUUAAAGGAAAACGUUAUAUUAAAAACGCGUUUAAAACGUUCAAAUAACGAAGUAGUAAAGAAAGAUCGUCAGUUACAGAAUUUGUUGUUUAUUCAGUCUAAAGGAUGCGCAUUCGAUGGCCAACAAGGAAACAUGCUUGCAAUGAAGCAAAAAAUUGUAGUGCUGAAAUCGCUUUUAAAAGAGAAGACCAACGAAAUAAGUCGACUGAAACAUGAUCUUGAAGCAAUGAAAAUACCAAAUCAUCAGGAGUAUAUCGAAUCAGAAUGCAACCAGUUGAAGCGUUAUCUCACCUACAUCACCCCUCCAAUCAACAAAAUAAAGACUGAUGUACGCAGUUUGCCGAAGAGACAAAAAAGCAAUAAUGAUAGAAAAUUGAAAGAAACAGUUAGCUUUCUGGAGAAAGAAAAUCAUAAAAUGCGUUCAAAACUACAAAUUUUCUUUAACUCCUCAAACUGUCCUCCUGAUGGUAAGCUUGACACACAAAUUUGA